UGCACUCGCACUUCUCUUCCGCACCGCGCUAUACCGAUGGGGUUGUGCAAGGGCACGAUCGCGGUGGACGGUCGGUGGUCCCGACGCACGCGGCGCGCUGACACACGCCGGAUAAGGCAAUUCGCGGUUCUGAUGGCGGUGGGGAGAGCACCGCCACCAGCCGUUGAUGGGACCCCCUCGUGGGCCGCGGGAAUCUGGAUCGGAAAAGGGGAUCGCGCCGGGUGUCGCUUAGUGCGCUGGCUACUUUAUCCCCUCCCGGGCCUGUCAAGAGAGAUGCGAGCGAGUGCGUGGAGAUAACCGAGCCCCCGUCCUCCUCCCUGUCAGCGUCCCUGCUCACGACCCGCCACGACCCAGCGCCCAACGCCCGACGUUCUCAUCGCCGCACCCGUACUCGGCGCACCGCGGCCUCGUCGACCCUUUCCAUCUCUUCCUGACGACCGCCCUCAGUUCGUCGAGCUUCUGCUGCGAGACCGUAUCUCGAGAUGUCUUCUCCCUCUCAGGCCCCCAACAUCGCGCAGAUCAUCCUACCCCCGGGAUUCACCUUGCCAGAGUAUGAGAAGCUGCAGGGACAGUUGGUCACCAUAGGAAUCGUGACCGCCGUCGCGUUCGCCCUCGUCUGCUGGGACUAUGUCGUACUCCUACGAGAUGAGCUCAAGCUGUAUGUCACCAACACCCGCGCCAUAUGGCGGACACCGGCAACGCUCGCCUUCAUCGUCCUCCGUUACUCCGCCUUCCUCGCCACCCUUCCUUCCCUUUUCUUCACCUCCAUCCAGUCUCAACACUGUCAGACCGCCGUGAUCGCCUCCCAGGUCGGUGCUGUCCUCGUCGUCGCCGCCUCGGGCGUCAUCUUCUCCAACCGGGUGGUCGCCAUCUGGGGCAACAGCAAGUUUAUCAUCGCCGUCACCGUCGUGGCAUGGUUAGGACUCAUAGGCUGCUGGAUAUCCGUCGCGACGCAGUACAACGCCAUCACCGGCCCCACGACGCCCUUCGCCUCCAACUGCCAAAUGCAGCCCAUCGUCUCCUGGGCGCCGAUCUCCUAUGCGUCCUCGGUCGUGUUCGACAUCAUCGUCCUCGCCCUCACCGUCUUCAAGCUCCGCGCGAACGGGCUAGAAAAGUCGGCCGUUUCCCGCCAGAUCUUCCGGGACAACCUCGCCUACUUCGUCGUCACCGCCGCGACGAACAUCGUCGUGCUCUCCAUCCAGGCCCUCGGCGAGUCCUUUUCGAUGAUCAAGCCGACCGCGGUCCCGUUCUCGACCGUCAUCACCGUCGCCAUGUCCGAGCGCGUCUACCUCAACCUCAAGCUCCUCCGCACCCGCGAGGAGCGCGGGCGGCACACCACCCUCGGCUCCUCCGCGCCGACGUACAUGUACUCCGUGCCCGGCUCGGGCGCACCGGAGACGCUCAAACGGAGCGCCGUGCCGCAGACGUGGGGCGUCACCCCCGGCUGGAGUGCCGGCCAGAUCGAGGAAGGCCCGCGCUACUCCGAGGCCGGCACGACCGAGGUCGAGGGCUGGGAGAUGCAAAACAGGGACGCCAAGCCCUGGGAGCUGUACAACCGAGAGGCGAAGAUGUGAUGAAGGACUUUUUCGUCGAUCCUCUCGUUUAGUCGCGCGCUGGCUGCUUGCUUGGAUUCACGCUCCGGAUGCUUUCCUACUAUACUCUACAUUCCCUCCCCGGCCGCGAACUGAGCGCCGUAUAUCUGGAUACGCUGCCGCGGUUUAUACCAGCCGUUCUCUCCCACCAGUAUGUGUAACUAGGCUUUUUACUUAUUGUUUUUCCACCAUCCCCAUAUACUGUCCUUUACGAGUACAACGCGCAUGGGGACCGACCGCACACAUGAAACGAAUUUGGCCCCG
Messenger RNA from Punctularia strigosozonata HHB-11173 SS5, 1856 nucleotides. RefSeq lists its product as uncharacterized. The transcript has 4 exons. The record is from RefSeq and is a predicted model, not a curated record. Lineage: Eukaryota; Fungi; Basidiomycota; Agaricomycetes; Corticiales; Punctulariaceae. Bases 483 to 1574 code for a protein of 363 amino acids.